Molecule: messenger RNA, 1944 nt
Organism: Spodoptera littoralis (African cotton leafworm)
Lineage: Eukaryota; Metazoa; Arthropoda; Insecta; Lepidoptera; Noctuidae
Source: the annotation of a GenBank genome assembly
AUGUCGAAGUCAUCUAAAACGCCCCAGACCCAGAUACCUGCAGUGACAAAGGAUAUUUCAGCCAUGGACACGAAAAUCGCUGAUAGUAAAGACGAAUUGAAUCCGGAGCCAGCGGCAGAAGACGCUGAACCAGCGCGUGGCAACUGGACUGGACGAUUUGACUUCUUACUAUCACUGCUGGGAUACAGUGUGGGCUUGGGCAAUGUCUGGCGAUUCCCUUAUCUAUGCUACAAUAACGGAGGAGGAGCGUUUCUUAUACCGUUCACUGUGAUGCUUAUCAUCGCUGGUUUGCCUCUUAUGUUUAUGGAGCUAUCAUUCGGACAGUAUGCUGCUUUGGGCCCUGUGGCCGUGUACAACAAAUUCUGUCCAUUAUUCCAAGGACUUGGGUACGGCAUGGUGAUAGUUUCUAGUAUCGUCAUGCUGUACUACAAUCUGAUCAUUGCUUGGACGAUUUACUACAUGGCUGUGUCGUUUAUGAGCAUUUUCUACCAACUACCCUGGCAGAAUUGCGAUGCUGAAUGGAGCACUGAACAUUGCUACUCUUACGAGGAAGCCGACUUAUGUGAAGCGGUAAACGGGACGUACUAUUUGAGACAAUGCUUCAAUCAGACAUACGCUCAGUUACACAAUAUCAAUGCUUUGGCUGACGUGGCACUUCGUCGACCACCGGCAGAGGAGUAUUUUACAAACCAAGUGUUAGGCCUCUCAUCUGGCAUUGAAGAAACUGGCCAAAUCCGCUGGGGUAUGGCUGUGUGCUUACUGGCAGCAUGGCUCAUAGUGUUUCUGUGCUUGUGUAAGGGCGUUCAGUCUUCGGGGAAGGUUGUGUAUUUCACGGCACUUUUCCCGUACGUCGUGCUGGUUAUUUUGUUCUUCCGUGGAGUAACGUUACCUGGCGCAUCGACCGGAAUCCUUUUCUAUUUGACACCUGACUUCAGCCAACUUCUAAACGCUCAGGUUUGGGGUGACGCCGCUGUACAAAUAUUUUUCGCGCUGAGUCCCGCUUGGGGUGGUCUUAUUACACUUUCAUCUUACAACAAGUUUUCCAACAAUUGCUACAUAGAUUCCUUGAUCGUUGCCGUGUCAAAUAUUUUAACAUCUUUCUUCGCUGGUCUGGUCAUAUUCUCUGUAAUCGGAUUUCUGGCUCAUGAGUUGAAUGUGGAGGUUGACCGAGUAGUUGACCAGGGCGCUGGACUUGCUUUCAUCGUGUAUCCCGAAGUAGUCACUCGGCUGCCCGUAUCACCACUUUGGUCUAUACUAUUCUUUGUCAUGCUACUUACUCUGGGCCUCGAUUCACAGUUUGCACUCAUGGAAACAGUUACAACGGCAAUAUUGGACAGGUUUCCUAAUUUCCGCCAGAAGAAAGUGUGGGUCGUGUUGACAGUUGCUGUUUUUGGAUAUCUCGGUGGACUUAUUUUCACAACCAAUAGUGGUAUGUACUGGUUACAAUUAAUGGACAAGUACGCUGCAAAUUGGUCUGUUUUGAUCAUAGCAAUUGGCGAGUGCAUUCUUAUAGCUUGGAUAUACGGGGCAGAAAAGUUCUGUGGUGACAUUCAGCGGAUGAUCGGACGCCAGACCAAGUUGUGGGUGUUCUUUUGGAGCGCUAUGUGGCGUAUUAUUACACCAGCCGCUUUAGUGUUCAUCCUGGUGUUCAACUGGAUUGAGUACAAACCAGCUUCAUACGGCUACUAUGUGUACCCGAUGUGGGCCGAUGCUGUCGGUUGGAUCCUGGGUGUACUACCUGUCAUUGUUGUUGUGUUAAUGGCCAUCGAUCAGAUCUGUAGCGGACCCGACGAUCUUACCAUUAUGGAGAAAGCAAGAGCGCUGUCUCGUCCCACGGAGGAGUGGGGUCCAUCGGCGACUGCUGUGAUGCGACAUGAGACGGAGCUGUCGCCCCCAGUUCUACUGCUUCACGGCCGUCCCGUGCUUCGUGAACGCGGUGCUUGA